Symbiodinium necroappetens is the source of this 861-nucleotide messenger RNA. The record is from the annotation of a GenBank genome assembly. NCBI's taxonomy places the organism in Eukaryota, Dinophyceae, Suessiales, Symbiodiniaceae.
AUGGCGUGCAAUGCUCCUUCUGAGCUCGCUGGAGGAGAUGCCUCGAAAUCCCAAAUCGUCAACUUCAACUUUGAGCUGGAAGCCGGAAGUGCCACGAAGCAGGAGGGCAAGGAGGGUGAGGUGCUUUGCGUCAAAAGCACCUUCCUGGACAUGGGGGAUGGGCUCAGUCUCAAGAAACGAUUCCGGACCUUUCGCAAGGCCUCUACAGACGGAAACUUGGACGACGGAGAGGGCCCAGAGGUCUACGAGCCAGGCACAUUUUCCCCUAAGUGUGUCGAUCGCUCGGAGUCAGAGGACUCGGAGAUAAAGACUGGCGCGACAACGCCCACAAUGCCCUCUGGAGCAGAGGACAACAGCGAACCUGAGACCUGUGAAGAAAAGUGCGAAGAGGAGCACGGCGAAUGGCCAAAGCAGGAUUCAAGCCGAAGGAGGCCGCGCACAACGGUGAUGAUGCGAAAUCUGCCCAACAACUACACAAGGUCCAUGCUGCUACAGCUGCUUGAUUCACGCGACUUCGCCGGACAGUACGAUUUUCUCUACCUCCCGAUCGACUUCACGCGUAGGGCAAACCUUGGUUACGCCUUCGUUAACCUCGUCAGUGAGGAAGCCGUUGCGUCAUUUUGGGAGCUCUUCGAUGGGUUCAGCGCAUGGUCCUUCCCUUCCUCGAAGGUUUGUGAGGUGUCCUGGAGCGGGCCGAAGCAAGGGUUCAAGGCCCACGUGGACCGCUACAAGAAUAGCCCCGUGAUGCACAAGAGUGUCCCUGAUGAGUACAAGCCCAUGAUAUUCGCCAACGGGGUGCGCAAGAAGUUUCCUGCUCCAACAAUCCGAAUUCAACACCCAAAGAAAGCUGGGAAGCAAUGA